GGAACAAGGGACAAUUCAAGAAUCCCUCUCAUUGUCAAAGGGGGAAAAGGCAAAAAAACGUGGGUUCAAGUCACAAAUACGAGAGUGGAAAAAGCCCAAGACAGAAAGAGUCUCAUUUGACAUUGAAUGGUCGCAAGGUCGGUAAUAGGGGGCAUUAUUCCCUGUCCCUUCUUGACAGCAUGCGUGGAAAUUGAGGGAAAGCUUGAAGGAGGUAACCAUUGCCAAGGGAGUGCUCAACCAACUGGCGGUCUCUGAAAGUAGCACCGUUGAUUGUUGCCACGAGUGCGCUUCUUUAAGUUGUUCACGAGCGUAUUGAAAAUGACUCACACCUUGUCCAUUGAUUAUCUACUCUGAUUGUCACAGGGAACUCGCACCAUAUUUCGAGUAUUGGUACACUCUGAGUGGUUCCAUCAAAUCCAACAGGGGUAAUCCCACUGACCUACGGUUCCUUGAUUCGAUGACUGUUCCAAGUUGGGCCUCUGCGAGUUGAGUCAACAAACAGUGGGUCUCCGCCAUUAUGACCUUCUUCAACAGUUUCAUCCGAGAGUUUCUUGAUUUCAACGAGAGCUUCCGAAGUCAGAUUGUCACGAUGCCCGCAGCUCAGGAGUGGUCUUCCACUUCCACGGCCACACGGGCGGGCACAGGCCCAUCAGGCAAGAGUCUGACCACGGUGUCCAAAACCCAGACCUACAGGUGUGUGAAUCAUCCCAGGGUGGAUCGACCCCGAAUCGUGCAUCACGACAACAUUCGAGCCAUUUCGGCCGUGCCCACAAAGCCCAUCGUGUGCAAGGACCAUGAUCAUGGCAGAAGGUUGAGCAGUGUCUCCGAAGGGGUGUGGAAGAACUCUUUGCGACAGAAAGAAAAGCUCCUGCCCGCAAUUCCUAACCCAUCAGCUCGAGCAAGAGGUUUCGAGCGAAAGAACCGAUCUCGAUCCAUGGAAAGGAUCAGUCGGAGACGCGAGACCAACCGCAUCCCGGAGAAUGAUCCGGAUUCCCCACCGUCGAGUUUGAGUAGUGGCAUUGGGAAUAAGGAGAAUAACCGCUCAGUUUCUGAGAGUACACGGGAUAACCGGAAAAAAUCAGAGCAAAGCUAUGAAUCGUUUGCAAGACGAAAUAAGCUAGAUCAAACCAUGGUGGACGAGCUGUCCAACGACAUCAUAUCCAGUGACUUGAGAGUCAAUUGGCGCGAUAUUGCGGGUUUGGAUGAAGCCAAGUCCCUUCUUCAGGAAGCCGUAGUCCUCCCAUUGAUCAUGCCCGAAUUCUUUCGCGGUAUUCGGCGACCAUGGAAAGGCAUCCUCAUGAUUGGCCCACCAGGUACCGGAAAGACCAUGUUGGCCAAGGCCGUAGCUUCUGAGUGCAAGACCACGUUCUUCAAUGUGUCCUCCUCGUCUUUGACGUCAAAAUACCGAGGAGAAUCCGAAAAACUAGUGAAGCACCUAUUCGAGUUGGCCCGAUUCCACGCUCCGAGUAUCAUCUUCAUCGACGAGGUCGAUGCUCUUUGUUCGCAAAGAGGAUCUGAAUCGGAGCACGAAGCCAGCAAGAGGUUCAAGGCCGAGCUCCUAACUCAAAUGGACGGCUUGAGCUCCCAUGGGGACGAGACCAAAGUGGUGAUGGUUUUGGCCGCUACCAACUACCCAUGGCUGAUCGACGAGGCUUUCCGACGUCGAUUUGAGAAGCGAAUUCACAUUGGCAUGCCGAACCGCGCAGCCAGACGAAGUUUAUUGGACAUUAGCUUGUCCUCCAUGAAAGUGUCAGAGGAGGUGGACUUGGAGAAAAUUGCGGAUGACCUGGAUUCCUACUCAGCCUCCGAUAUAACUAAUUUAUGUCGGGAUGCGGCCAUGAUGUCCAUGCGAAAGGCUAUCAAAAACAAACCUUUAGAGGAGCUCAAGCAGAUCAAGCAAGAAGAUAUCGACAAGCCCAUCAUUCCCGAAGAUUUCAAAGACGCCUUGGAACGGUGCAAAAAUACUUGUUCAGAUAUCGAGAUCUCUCGCUAUGAGGAUUGGAUGGCCAAGCAUGGUUCAUAUUAGAAUUAAAGCAUAAACCACA
Messenger RNA from Tigriopus californicus, 2045 nucleotides. RefSeq names its product katanin p60 ATPase-containing subunit A1-like. Gene Ontology annotation, biological process: microtubule severing. Gene Ontology annotation, cellular component: microtubule cytoskeleton. The record is from RefSeq and is a predicted model, not a curated record. The transcript has a single exon. The coding region runs from base 518 to 2026 and encodes 502 amino acids. Lineage: Eukaryota; Metazoa; Arthropoda; Copepoda; Harpacticoida; Harpacticidae. Gene Ontology annotation, molecular function: microtubule binding; ATP hydrolysis activity; ATP binding.